ACAUCAUGGGUUUGGCAUGUGCAUUUUACAUGUGAUGUUACAUCCUCUGGUUAAAUAUCCCAAUUACCUGCUCUGUAUUUUACACUUCGACACUGCCACUGGACUGAGAACAUUCACAUCUGCUACCUGUGGACACAGGUUAUAAUCAGCACAAUGGACUGGAGGGUUAUACUGGCUAUUUUGUGUAUUUUGUGUCUGCCUGCCAGGGCUGAAGUGACCACAACUCAAGCAGCUACAACCAGGGCUGCAGUGACCACAACUCAAGCAGCUACAACCAGGGCUGCAGUGACCACAACUCAAGCAGCUACAACCAGGGCUGCAGUGACCACAACUCAAGCAGCUACAACCAGGGCUGCAGUGACCACAACUCAAGCAGCUACAACCAGGGCUGCAGUGACCACAACUCAAGCAGCUACAACCAGGGCUGCAGUGACCACAACUCAAGCAGCUACAACCAGGGCUGCAGUGACCACAACUCAAGCAGCUGCAUCAACCACAACUCAAGCAGCUGCAUCCAGCGCUGCAUCGACCACAACUCAAGCAGCUGCAUCAACCACAACUCAAGCAGCUGCAUCAACCACAACUCAAGCAGCUGCAUCCAGCGCUGCAUCAACCACAACUCAAGCAGCUGCAUCAACCACAACUCAAGCAGCUGCAUCAACCACAACUCAAGCAGCUGCAUCCAGCGCUGCAUCGACCCUGACUUCAAACCCAAACACAGCUACAACCAGCGCUGCAUCGACCCUGACUUCAAACCCAAACACAGCUACAACCAGCGCUGCAUCGACCCUGACUUCAAACCCAAACACAGCUACAACCAGCGCUGCAUCGACCCUGACGUCAGACCCAAACACAGCUACAACCAGCGCUGCAUCGACCCUGACUUCAAACCCAAACACAGCUACGACCAGCGCUGCAUCGACCCUGACGUCAGACCCAAACACAGCUACGACCAGCGCUGCAUCGAUCCUGACUUCAACCACGAACACACCUCCAUCCAGCCCUAUAACGACCCCGAUUUCAACAGCUAUACCGGUAGCUGCAUCUUUCAGCUUGAUCUUCAGCAUCAAUGAAGUCUUUGUUCCAGCACUGGCUGAUACGAGCUCUUCACUGUUUUUAGAAAAAUCUGCAAAUAUCAGUAAUGAGGUUGGACCAAUAUACAAGAAAAAGUUUAAAAACUUCCUAAUCAUGAAAAUUCUAAAAUUCAGGAGCGGUUCUAUUGUGACAGAAAGCCAACUGCUUUUCAGUUCUGAUGGACCAACCGUUUCUUCGGACCAAGUGACAUCCACCUUUACCAGCGGACUUUCUGAAUUGAAUUUUGCUGUUGAUCAAAACUCCAUCACUGUCACCCAGGAAUCUGGUACAACCAACGCUACAACGACCAUAAGUCCACCAGUUGUAGCUGCAUCUUUCAGCUUGAUCUUCAGCAUCAAUGAAACCUUUGUUCCAGCACUGGCUGAUACGAGCUCUGCACUGUUUUUAGAAAAAUCCGCAAAUAUCAGUAAUGAGGUUGUACCAUUGUACAAGAAAGACUUUGACGAAUUCAUCCGCAUGGAAAUUCUAAUACUUAGGAAUGGCUCUAUUGUGACAGAAAGCAUCCUCUUCUUCGGUCCUAAUGCCGCAAAUGUUACUGCGGCCCAAGUGAAAAACACUCUUCUCAACGGACUUAAAAACUUGACCUUUACUGUUGAUCCAAACUCCAUCAGGGUCACCCAGAUUUUUGGGAAUUCCAUGCCACCAGUGAUUGCCAGCUCACUUUCCGUGAUAUGGAUGUCUCUUCUAUCACUUCUGCUUUCAGUGGCAUUGCACUUCUAGCUCUAGACCUGAUCAGAAAACAUACACAAUAACUUAAUGGUACUUAUUUCUAUUUAACGAUCCGAAUUCUUCUACUGAAGCAAAUAAACACAGACUGUUGUUUUUUUUCUUUCACCAUAAACAGUAACAUGUAGGUCUGCUUUUUGUGAUUAAUAUUUCAUUCAUAAGAUAAAGGGAAUAGGGCAUUUUAUUCUUGCAAACAAUAUCUCUUUUCAUGAGAAAUACAAAUAUCUUGACUUGCUGAAACUGGGGAUUUAAUGAGGGUAGUGACUUGCCUGAAUAUUUCUCCACAUCUCAACAGUCUUAAGGAUUGCAUUUAUUAAAUUUAAAUCACUUGGAACAUUCUUUAAACACCUGUCUCGUUAACAUAAAUUACAAUGUUGUCAAAGUCUAACCACUUAUAUGUAUAUCAGCUAUCUUCUGUAUAUCAGUGUGCAAUUAAUAAAUAUUUUAUGAAAUAAACAUUGCACAUUUAA
This is a messenger RNA of Pangasianodon hypophthalmus (striped catfish), 2291 nucleotides long. RefSeq names its product streptococcal hemagglutinin. Lineage: Eukaryota; Metazoa; Chordata; Actinopteri; Siluriformes; Pangasiidae. The record is from RefSeq and is a predicted model, not a curated record. Bases 154 to 1815 code for a protein of 553 amino acids. The transcript has 9 exons.